Molecule: messenger RNA, 1047 nt
Organism: Aspergillus piperis CBS 112811
Lineage: Eukaryota; Fungi; Ascomycota; Eurotiomycetes; Eurotiales; Aspergillaceae
Exons: 2
Coding region: 123-794 (223 amino acids)
Source: RefSeq, a predicted model, not a curated record
CCGUUAUUUGGGAAAGCUAAGUGGCAUCAGGCCCCCGUAUUCCAGCCACACCUUCAUCAACUGACCCUGGAUUGUCAAGUAACAAUAAGCUCGUCGGUUGACGGCGUACAAGGUCCAGAUUCAUGAUCAAGACGUUUAUGGAAUCCAUGCUCCAAAUUUCCAUGGCGAUAGUGAGAUCGUUGUGGACCCUGAGAUGGUGUGGUACCAAUUACUGGCUGUCCAGCUCUUUGUGGGAAAAGCUCUCGCUAGCAUCGUGUAGUAAACAUACGACCGUAAGCACGAUUAUCUGGCUUAUUAGGGGUAGGACCUUCGCAGACGGUGUCUGGAUUCAUCAGUUCAUCAUCACUGUAACCGUCAAGUGUCGAUGUCAGACACUAGACUCCGAGGUCGGAGAGCCGUUGAGUGACGGCGGAGCAGGGAAAACUAGCCUGCGGAGUGCGGAGCUCCCGAGAUAUCCAGCAGGCAGACGUCCCUGGGAUCUGCGUAAUAGGGGUAGUCUAGGGACCGGCGGACCCUGCAACAGCAGAAAUAGGCAUUGGAGGUCACUCCUUGGAACCCCCAGCGCCGCUUUACAACUGUUCUUCACAACGGUAGGCAGGGAAACACUCUGUGCCUCACCUUCGAAUCAAUUCUGGCAUUGUGAUCGUCAAGACUGCAUUCAUAUCAAGCUCUUUUUGGUGCCUACUCCGUACUGGCAUGAGGCCUGCGCAAGCGCUGAUGAUAGGCCCAACGUUGCCGUUCACCGGUUAUUCUAUGACCCUAUCUGCAAUCUAUCCAACAUUAUUAGUCUGUGACUAGCGAACAAUCACGCCAUGUGAUAGACCUUUCGGUAGCGCUUGGAGGGUUGCAGAUAUCAUGCGCUCUUGGAUGUACUGCCCGAUGCUGGCCAUCACAAUGCGACUAACCCUCGCGAGCAGACCGGUAGCCGUCAAGCAAACGUUCGCCGACGCUGCAAGAAUACCAUGCAAGGCCGUGACUGGAGUAAGUACACCCUAGUCACCAAGCUAGCUGAUGCCAAGCAUUGAUGCUUGCAUCUUAACAGUGACA